This is a messenger RNA of Symbiodinium necroappetens, 924 nucleotides long. NCBI's taxonomy places the organism in Eukaryota, Dinophyceae, Suessiales, Symbiodiniaceae. The record is from the annotation of a GenBank genome assembly.
AUGGGAAAUGUGAAUGUGAAGUUGACCGUGGCCGGGGAUGUGUUGCGUAACGUCCUAACCGGCCACUACGAGAAAGGUGUGGCCACCUCCCCAGAGAGGACAGCCCAACGCAGGAAGAAUUGCCUUGAUGCCAUCCAUCAAGUCCUUCAUACUGUCGUGGGUCCCGGAGAUCUCUUGAGUUCAGACCUGCGACACGACGUGGCGGCGGAAGCCUAUGCUGCCUGGGGCUCUUGCCAGGGCUGCUUCAAGGCCAAGGCCGCCAUGGAGCCGCCACCAGGAGCCAACUUUGCCGAGUACAACCGAGAGAUAGACCAUGACUUUACCACCCAAAGCCCCUUCAGGGACUUGGUGCAUGGUUUGGUGAAUCGUCAAAACAAGCUCAGUGAGGAGUUCUUUCAGGCCAUGCUGCAACGGCUCAAGGACGUCACAGAUGAGGUGCAGGAGGAGGAUGUUCAGGCGAUGGCUGUAGAGCUCACCACCGUGGUGGCACUUUGUGUGGGCGUGAGAGCCUUUUGCAGUGCCUACGGCGUGAAAGCCCCGGCACUUCCUCAAAAGAUGGAGCCCUGCAAGCCCGGCCGAUUUCAGCACGUCUCGGAUUACUCCAACGGCCAGUUGCAGAUAGAGAAGUCCAUGGGUUGGGGACCCUAUCUCCCCAGCCAGCAACUUCGCCCGGAGGCCCUAGAACGCUUUGGCUUGGAGAGAUCGGAGUUGAGCUUCGGAGACAAUCCCCGCAUUCCCACCUCCAAGGCCUCCGCAGCGCCUUUGACCUACUGGGAGUUCUUGAAAUUCCGAGAUGUGAUGUAUGUGCCCACCGCGGACGUCACACGCUUCAUGAAAGUGCCCGGCUUGGACCGCACCUUGAACCGUGGUCAAUUGGAGGUGGCCGCGGCGGAGUACACCACCGCGAAGGCUUGCAACUUCUGA